UUACCAACAACAAACAAAAAAUAAUUGCAAGGCGGCGGGCAGUUUAAUAGCGAAAUAUAAAAAUAAAUGUUUAUAGUUUGAGCACGUCCAGUUUAAAAUCGAAAACUCCAAGAUGGGAUUCGUUUUGUCGAAAUUUCGGAAGGAAAAAUCAACGGAGGAGGUUCUGGAGGCCCUGCAAGUACAGAUCAAAGACCUGGAGAAAUACAUGAUAAAUACUCAAGAGAGGAAGCGGAGCUUCGUCACGAACUUUCUAGGAAUCACAAUUGGCGCAUACAUCGUUGGUUUUGGAUUAUGGUGUUGCUUUUACUUUCCACCGACAUGGAAAGAGCGCAUCGUGUACUUGGUACCGCUGCUCCUGUUCCCCGUUAUCAUCGUCUUCAUGCGGCAGAUGUUUACGUGGUACUUUCAGCGCAAGCUCAACAAAAAUGGCGAUAAGCUGGCCCAGCUGAAGGAGAAGAAGAAAAAGAUAUUAGAGCAGGUCAUGGACAAAGAGACCUACAAGGUGGCAGUGAAUCUCCUGGAACGCUUCGGGGACAGGAAGUUAAACCAGUCGUUUAGUCGUUCCACCGCAAUGCAGCCUCAACAAACGCCACAACCUGCAGCAAGACUGCCAGGAGCCAGUACGCAGCAGAGAUUGUUGACUCCGUAUAGCAGCGUCUACCGCAACGUCAACAACAACAAUCUAAACAGCUCGACACAGUCGAUGACGUCAGCAUCUCCGAAUGUGGGCGCAGUGCAGGAACUGCGUCGGCGUACGCCUUUUCCAGUGGUAGAUCAGAACCGGUCACGCAGCGCAGUGGACCGUAUUGUAGACUUCAUUGUAGGAGACACUCCGAUCCGCUACGGCAUGAUCUGCAAAGAGUGCGAUGGCCAUAACGGUAUGCUGCCGGAGGAUGAAUAUGUUUUCACUUCAUUUCGUUGUGCCUUUUGCAAUGCUUUGAACCCAGCGCGCAAGAAGCGACCAGUGGCUCCUCGACUCUCACUAAAUCAGCAAACACCACCUUCAAACAAUCGCAUCGAUAGCUCCGGCAGCGAUUCAUCAGAUGACUACGACUCUGAUAAGGAGCAAUUGUCGUGCCGGGUUUUGUUACAAGAUGAGCCUUCGGAUGACAUUGAUAAGGAGGAUGUUGAGGCCAAUCCCAAUGUCCAAAGUGCAGCAACUGUGACCGAAAUAGGAGCAAUGGAGACUGAAACUACUGAGGCUGUAGCUGAGGAAGCUGCUGGAGUGGUCGAGGUCGACAGCAAAGCCGAAGCUGAAGAAGCUGCUGGAGCUGGCGACAGCAAAGCUGAAGAAGCAUCAAGCUCCUAAUCGAUCGCCCUCAUCAGCUUUAGGCGCGAGUUGAGCAAAGGUUUUACAUGGUUUGCUUAAUAGUUUACUAAUUUAACACUUUGUUGGUAAGAAAAAUGGAAAGAUUUACUUCUGUUAGCCUGAAUUUAAAAAAAUAUGUCAAAGUGCAGAUAUUAAACUGCCUCCUUUUUUUGCAAAUCGCA
Molecule: messenger RNA, 1491 nt
Organism: Drosophila miranda
Lineage: Eukaryota; Metazoa; Arthropoda; Insecta; Diptera; Drosophilidae
Product: endoplasmic reticulum junction formation protein lunapark-B
Exons: 6
Coding region: 113-1309 (398 amino acids)
Biological process (GO): endoplasmic reticulum tubular network organization
Cellular component (GO): endoplasmic reticulum tubular network
Source: RefSeq, a predicted model, not a curated record